AUGCAGUAUUACCCACGUUCCGAUUGCAGAUUAGUGAUCAGUGCAGCCUUGGAUCCAUUGUGGAACCAGAAUCCGCCUGGGCACCCAGCCUAUGGGACGGAGAAACUCCAACCCAGCAACUACUCACUGGUGCUGCUUAUUCAGCUCAGCCUGCUCUCCUUCGACCUAUUUGUUAACUCGUUCAGUGAGCUGCUUAGAGAUGAGCAAGCAGUCCAACUGGUACUUUUUGUCAUUCAAGACAUUGCCAUCUUGUUCAACCUCAUUAUCAUUCUCUUGAUGCUGUUUAACACCUACGUGUUCCAGGUCGGUCUGGUAGCCAUAUUGUUGGAGAGAUUUAGAGCUUUGCUAAUGCUCUCUGCACUCUAUUUGACCUUCAGUGUAAUACUCCAUUCCUGGCUCAUGAAUCUUCGAUGGCUAAAUACCAAACGAUUUAUUUGGACAGAUGGCCUUCAGUUGAUGUUUGUGUUCCAGAGAGCUGCGUCUGUGUUGUACUACUACUUCUACAAGAGGACCUCAGAGUAUUUGGGUGACCCACGGCUCUAUGAGGAUUCACCGUGGCUGCGAGAGGUCUUUGCGCAGGUCAGGCAAUGACACCCCACCACUACUACAGAUGAGAGUUGCUAUAAAAUCCACAAUACACAGUGAAACAAUGAUUUGCUUUGUUACAUUUGACAUAGUUUUGUGCAUGUUUGCAUACGUUCUCGAUAUUUCAAGAGUAAUAAUUACAAUUGUGGGUUUAUUUGUCACCGUACUUAUCCACAGAUUGAAUUUGCCAAAUCAAUCACAUGGGAACUACGGUAGUGAAAAAUGUUGUUGAAAUGUGCCAAAAUUUGUGUAUUUUAAGUCCGAAGUUGUUUUAAAAUUUGACUGUCGUGUCGAGACUCAUGAACAGAGAUUUAUU
This is a messenger RNA of Syngnathus acus (greater pipefish), 901 nucleotides long. RefSeq names its product transmembrane protein 138-like. Gene Ontology annotation, cellular component: cilium. The record is from RefSeq and is a predicted model, not a curated record. NCBI's taxonomy places the organism in Eukaryota, Metazoa, Chordata, Actinopteri, Syngnathiformes, Syngnathidae. The transcript has 5 exons. Bases 1 to 591 code for a protein of 196 amino acids.